AUGCUUACGGAGCAAGAAGUCGAGCUUAACCGCAAUCUCGCAGGGCUUCAAGAAAGAAUUAAGAACAACUUUGAGCCUGGAGUACUGGACAAGUUUCAACGAGAUCUAAGUGAUGCAAUUCAAGGGAGGCCCAAAAUUCCGCCAAAACCCAUGUUUCGGCGGCAAAUAUCAAUUAACGAUAGAUACUUCAAGAUGGAUUUCACACCAGAAAGAAAAUAUGGAUCGAUUUCUGAAAAUGAGCUUCAUCGACUUCAUGAUACCUCGGCUGAUCUGGAAGUGAUCAGGCAAACAUCAAUUGAGCUCAAAAUACGGCGUUCUUCGUCAAAAGUUAAUGGAACACGCUUCAUGAAAUUUGUGAAUGACAGGAUUGAAGAUCAAGUUGAAUUGAUCAGUAACGAAAAAGUAUUCGUCGAUGCCGCAAACGCUCAAUACGAAAGGACCGGCAAUUUGCCACGAAACGCAGUCGAAAUUUCGGAGGAUGAAUUCAAUCAGGCAGCUUAUGACUGUGGAAACUUGCACAUUCGAUAA
Messenger RNA from Oikopleura dioica, 528 nucleotides. The record is from the annotation of a GenBank genome assembly. NCBI's taxonomy places the organism in Eukaryota, Metazoa, Chordata, Appendicularia, Copelata, Oikopleuridae.